UCUUUCGAUUUUCCGGGAAAGGAAGAGAGGCAACUGGGCAGCCCGUCUCCUCCUCCUCCUCCUCCUCCUCCCUGGCGAUGGAUUAGACGGGGAAGGAAGGAAGGAAGGAGGGCAGGCAGGCAGGCAGGCAGGCAGCGCUGUGUGGGCUGGGAGCAGGCCGGGCUCUCGCUGGCUGUCUCUGGCUGAGGCUCCCUUGUCACCGCCUGCGUCAGAGCCCAGGAGUUUUCCACUGACGAAAAAGGGCAGCGCAGCAGCUGAGCCUGGAGGAGGCGGUGCCGCAGCAGCACAGCCGUUCAGUUCAGCGCCAGGCACGGGCGAGCCAGCCAGUCUCUCCGCAGCCUCCAGUCUCGACGACGAGGCAAGCCUGAGCGGCGGCGCCUCCCGCUCCUCUUUUUUUCCCUCCGAGCAGAGCCUCCUUUCUCCGGAGCCGGCUUUCCUUCUCCUCCUCGUCCUCCGCCGGCAACAAGCAGCGGCUGCCGUCCAAGGAGCCCACAGCGGCGCCGUUAUAUGAAAACCUCUCGCUAACCAUGACGGGGGUGUUAAAAAGAAAAUACGAUGAACUGGAAGACGACGCCCCCUAUUCCUCCUCCUCUUCCUGCUCCCCUUUCUCCUCGGCGUCUUCAGCUUCUUCAGGCUGGGAGUCAGACGAAGAGAACUCGCGGGGAGGAGGCAUCAAGCCCAGCUUGGCCCUGAACUCCGAUUUCACCCCAACAUCCAUCCUGAAGAAAAGCAAGCGGUUAAAGCGGAACAAUGUGGAGUUCGACCGGGUCACUGUCUUCUACUUCCAGCGCUGCCAGGGAUUCACCAGCGUGCCUAGCCGCGGGGGCUGCACCCUCGGCAUGGUCAACAAGCAUGGCUUCUCCCGGGAGUUCACUCUGGCCGAGUUCUCCAAGGAGCAGGUGACAGUCCGACGGGAGAAGCUCAAGGAGAGAUUGAAAGAGGAGAAAUUGGAAGCCCUGAAGUGGAAGCUAACCAUGAACGGUACGAAAGAGUCGGAGGAGGCCAGCCAGCUGACCACGGACGACAUCUCGGACGACAACGUGGACGCCAGCGGUGCAGAGCUGGAAGAUGGCUUCUUCCUGCAGCCGUACCCGGCCAAAAAGAGGCGGGCUCUGCUCAAGGCCAUGGGUGUCAAGAAGAUCGACAAGGAGGAGAAGCGAGACCUUCACAGCAUCCGCCUCUCCCGGGAAGACUGCGGCUGUGACUGCCAGGAGUUCUGCGACCCGGAGACGUGCAGCUGCAGCUUGGCGGGUAUUAAAUGUCAGAUGGAUCACACGUCAUUUCCUUGUGGCUGCACGAAAGAUGGCUGCGGGAACGCAGAAGGCAGGAUCGAGUUCAACCAGGCCCGGGUGCAGACACACUUCAUUCACACCAUCAUGAAGCUGGAACUGGAAAAGAACCAGGCAAGCAACGAGAGAAGCCUGGAGCCCGAGCCAUUCUUCAGGGACCAGCUCCACCCGUUCGGGUGCCCGGUGAGCAAGGCGGCAUUUGAGGAAAGGACUGUGCCCCUGACGCCCGCCUUUCAGUUCAACACUGACUUGGAGACCAUCGGUGAGAACAGCUGCAGCAGCGACAUGACUGACUCCUCAGUGUCAUCCAAUCGGAGUGAGGACUCGGAGGAGCCGUACGAGGCUGCCCCGUCCGAGAAGGUGCAGUCGGACGUGGACGACGAUGGCUUGGCCCGCAUCCUCCAUUUCAACGACUCCGACGCGGAAGACGACAGCAGUGCCGCCAGCGACUGCCAGGAUAACUUGAGCUCCUUCCAUCCGACCGGCUUCUUCAGUAUGGAUGUGGAAAACCAGUGCACUACCCACGCUGCCGACAAGCUUUCCACCGUCAGCUCUUUAAGCCAUUUGUCCAACAUCACGGAAUGUUUGGACGAGAAUGCCAAUCAGGAGGCGAGCGGUUUUCUCGAGGAAGCCUCCCCCGGGGUGGCACAAGGUGGGGGGAUCUCUUUCUGUGCACCAUCUUCCUCCUCCUCCUCGGCGGAUCAGGGCUCUAGGAGCUACAUGGAUCUGAGCCUCUCCUCGGACUCUCUGGAUUUCUUCCAGUCCUUUUCGGACUAUAAUCUGGGACCCCUUUAUAACUCCUUGAAGGAGUAUGAGAACUUGGACAACUUUUCCGCUUUGCAGUUCCAGCUGCCGAAUUUCCCCACCCUGCCCCAGCCUGGGGAUCACAGCACCUGCUUUCUAGAGUCCCUGAUUGGUUUGUCAGAAUCUGUCCCAGAAACCCCCGUACCUUUUACAGACAAUCAGCUUCUAGAAGAUGCCAUUAAGUCAUCAUUAAUGGAGACAGUGAAAGUUUAGUUGUUUUUUGAAAGGGGGGAAGUGAGGAGGGGAAACGUAAAAACCCAUUGUGCAUAAACACCCUUUCCUGGAAGGAGACGCUUCGUAAUAUUUUGUUCUUUUUCAGACACUUUGGAGGGGGGGAAAAGGACAAACCAAAACUCUGCAGCUGCAAUCAGCUUUCUUACUGUUUGUGCAAAACUCUUGGCCUUUUCACGGCGUUUGGGAGAGAGGGGGAGCAGGAAGGGAAGGCAACUUUUGCUGAACACAAUUUACCUGCAUUUUGUGUUCGCAGGGAAGGGGGGGGGAGAGGAAGAAGAGAAAAGACCUCGCGUGAAGUAUGUUGAUCAUCCACCAAGCACCUUCUGUGAACAUUUUCAAAUGUUGGCAGACAAUUUUCUCAAACUGCUUUGGGAAGUAUAAAUAUAUAUAAGUAUAUUUAUUGUGAAAACUAAUUUGCUCAAGAGUUGGCUCUUGCUUAAAUGGGAAAACGUUUACAGGAAGAAGACCCAUACACCAUUAUGUACAUCAUUCCCCUGCCCUCUAUUUAUGGGAAACCUCUACAGGUUUAAGUAGCCACCGAAGCUUAAACUGAGCAUCAAAUCUUAUUUAAAUUAGACAUACCUCAGAUGUAUUAUGUGUACAAUCAUAAUUUUUGCAUAAUAUAUCUGUAUUUAUUUAUUUCAUCUUCAUGCCUGAGUAGCACUGUGGUUUAUCAAAGACCUGAACGUGACGUGGGCUUUUAGCAGCCUAACCCUUUUUAGGUCUCUGGGCAGAACAAACGCUGAGAAGGCUUUGAUGUUCAAGGUGGUUAAAUGCCAGCUUUCUGUCUCUUUUUGCUUAAGCCCCAUAUCUACACUACAAACUUAAAAUCCAGGUUCACUCUCCUGGGUUCCUAAAGGGAACGCUGAGAAUUUUGUCAUCUUAGGAGGGAGUUGAAAGGGCUCACUGAGAGAUUCUCCAGCUCCCUUCUUAAAUCAGGGAUGGUGAACCUGUGGCCCUCUGGAUGUUGCCAGACUGCAAUUCCCAUCAUCCCUGACCGUGCUGGUUUAAGGCUGAUGGGAUUUGGAGUCUAACAGCAUCUGAAGGUUUCCCAUCUCUUCUUUAGUGGACCACAGAGGUUAUUUGGAGGGUGGCUAUGAAAUCUGUUCCAAACCAGUUUAGCUUUGCACACAGUUCCAUGGUCAAGUUUUCUUCGCAAUGGUAGCUUUGUGUGAUGCUCUGCAGGUGCAAGGCAGUAAGAGCGCCUGCUACUGUUAAUGGAGUGGUGGUGUGGCCCUGGAGCUGCCACAGCCGAAGAGGCCUCUCAGUCAUGCACCUGUGGCACAGAACAGCAUUUGAGCCUUGGAAUUUCAGAGUGUGCUGCACAUUGAAUGCUGCAGUGGGGCAUCACUGCACUGCUAUGUCUGCAGGACUCAGGAGUUAUAUCAUAAAGGGGCAGGUUCUGUGUUUCUAUUACUAUUUUAAAAAAAGGAAUCCCGAUUUCUACAAUUCCAUUCUUUUCAUCGGAUGUCCAUGACUCUGUGAUGUCCAUGACUCUGCUGUGGACAAGUAAGAAGACCCUAAACUAUUUUAAAAGAGAGAGAGAGAAAUAGUAUGAACUAUUUAAAGAAGAGAAAAAGGUUAGAUUGUGUUGUAAAUUAUUUUUUUAAUUUAUUUAAUUUCCUUAAGGAUUUGGCCAUGAGAUCUUUUAUAGAACUGAUCUGAUCUAUUAUGGUGCCUAUUGUACAGAAGAACCGGUUUUUGGAGCUGCUAGGGUUGCAAUUGAGAGGACAGUUUUAGCCUUUGGAAUGGGAAGAGCAAAAACUCUAAAAACUAAACAAACGAACCCGCAAAACACUGUGCUUUAUAAGCAUCCGGGUGCUUUUUGGAUGUCUUUGGGAGCAUUAAUGUUCAACAUGAAGCCAGCCACUGUGAGCCGUGGCACAGCCUGCCCAUAGUCCUGUCCAUAGUGGGAAGGUAUAAACAUCCUGACAAAUCGUGUGCCCUUUGGCGCAGUGUCCUCUCCUAGUAAAUGAGAUGCCCCUAGCCAAGAUUAUUUUCAAGUGAGCUAGAGUCCCAUUUACUAGAACAGGGCAAGGAAGGAGUUUUACGUAGGUGAGGGGCAGCCGUCUUUGCAAACUUCUGAAAGGCACCAUAGGUUUUAAGUGUUCCUUAUUACUUGGAAGCGGAAAAGGGAUUUUAAAAAAAAUUGGUCAAACCAGUAUAUUUAUAUGUAAGUAAUUUAAAAGGGAAAUGAAGGUAUUGCAAUCUUUUUUUUAAUUUCAUCAUAUCCUUGAAAUGCCAACACACACACACACACACACAACAACAAACCCUAAACCCUACCUGUGAACCCAACCAAUUUGCAGGGCUUACCUUCUUUUUAAAAGAGGAUCUAGUGGUAGCAUUUAGAAUAGAAAAGAAUGAGCAAGGCUAGGCAGCAGCUUCACUGAUGUGAUGGUCGUUCUUUUCCUUUGCUGCCUUUGGCUGGUAUUUCUUACAGAUUGCACCCAGUUUGUGGCCUGGUGUCUUGCUUAGCUGUAGCUGCAGGCGGCUGCUGAUGUGGUCUCCCCUCCACCACUAAAGCCUGAAGACGGUACUCUUUGGAUUAGAUAUGUCGGCCCAUUGGUUGGUCAGCUGAAAUGUGCAUUGUGUGGUGGGGGGCGGGCAGGUGAGUGGCACCUCAGGCUACCACAGCAAUGCCCAGUAUGCACCAGAUACAGACUGUGGUUGGCCUACAUGCAACCUGUGAACUGUAAAUUGUUCAUCCGGCUACAAGAGCCUUUAAGGCAGAUACUUGGAUACUUAAAUCAGACUGCAAACAUAAAACACUACGGAUGAUAUCCAGCUAAGUCAGAGUAAGCCCAUUGAAAUCCAUGCACUUGAUCUACUUGUCUAUUGAUUUCAGUGGGUCUCCCAUAAUGUGGCCGUAACAUUAAAUUGGAUGUAUAAUUUGUAUUUUACAGGGACGCAAGUGCCUCCACCAGCAGUACCAAUGAGCGUUGGUCUAGCUUGUUCAGAGAUUAUCAUAUAAAUCCAGCAACUUUUAAAACAAAUUGAUGAAGUUAUAUGAUCCUGUAACAGAGCAAUAGCCAAACCAGAGAGUCAGUGGACAGGUCUUUGUUGUAGUUGGUAGACACAGGGUUGUAUUCAAUGCUGGUCAUACUCAGUAGACCUGUUGAAACUAAUGGAUGCAACUUACUUGCUCCAUGAAUUUCAGUAGGCUUGCUCUGAGUAGGACUUAGUUGAUUAUAACCCAUUGAGUCGGAUUGGUGGGUUCAUGCCCAAACAUCUGAACAUUUGAAGUUUAAGUUGUGCCUUUGAUAAUCCUAAUGGUAAGGCUGCUGUGAUUGCUGCCUCAGAGACUGGAUGGCCCACUUGGUAAAUUAAGGGGUUGUGACCAAGAAUCCCCCUUGAAAUACUACUCUCCAAAGGAGAGAGGCUGCAUCUAUUAGCGAACACAGAAAUAACAGUUUUUUCUCUGAAAAAUAAUAAUUUGGCCUGAUUACCAUCUCCUACACUAGAAUUCCCUGAGGCAAGAAAAGUUGAUAUUUUGGAUUUUAUUGGUGAACGUGAUGGUUGGACGUAGCCCUCCAGUGCAGUUGGCAGUUGUGGUCUUAGGUGCUGUUAACAUGGCUGUGCUUCAUUAAUGGAAAUAACUGGCAUUCUUGCCUCUCCCAAGACUAGAAGACCUGCACUUUGACUCUAGGCUCAGUGGAGGCUGGUGGAUCUGUUGUCAGUGGGGCGGUGGAUCCACUCCAGGUUUUAGUCCAGACUUUCAAAGAGCUGUCCAAGGUGCUAAAACCUAUUCUCCAAACAGGUUCGACACCUUAGAUAGCUCCCUGAAUGUUCAGACUAAAACCUGGAGCAAAGUCUCUGCCCCCUGACAUCUAAGUCACCAGUCUUUUCUUCACUGCCUCCAGUGAUGUACAAAGCACCCAUAAUUCCAACCUUUGGGUUGGAAAGACUGUGCCCCAUCUGGUCUAUGCAAAGGGUAGUCAAGAGAAAAUGCCUACAGAACAAUGUGGCAUCAGGUGCAAAAGGGUUAUCCCACUGUGAGCAAACUUUAAAAAUGUGUUUAACUUUUUAAAUAUAUAUAUAUACACCAGGGUUUUUUUUAUUUAACUUGUGGGAUUUUUUAAAAAACUCAGCUUGCCUGAAAAAUACUGCUUUAAGACAGGUGUUGUUUUAUUGGUACUGCCUUUUCUAUGGUUGCUUUUUUUUCUUCGGCACUAAAGCAAUGAUUUUUAGAACAUUCCUAUGUUUCUUUGCAUAUAUGUCAUUUUAAAAUGAAUGUUGGGGAGAUUGAGGGGUCAAAACAGCUCUUGCCUUCGUAAUCCCUCUCCCCAUUCUAACUUACUCAUUUUGUUUUUGUUGGUGCCAACCUCUCUUCUCUCACCCCAGGGUGCACUGAUUUGUAAAUAGAUACAUAUCCCCCCCCGCCUUCUGUAUCUUACAUAAAAUGUUGCCUGUCCAGUUUUUCUUAAAAAAAAAAAAAAAAAACCCUGAGAAACAAAACUGGGUAUUUAUUGACACGAUCUGUAAUUAUCUAAUGUAUUGAUUGAAACACUUUGGUUUCAACUGCUUUAUAUUUGCUUUCUGUGUGUGUGUGUGUGUGUGUGUGUGUGUGUGUGUGUGCUUUUGUUGCUGAAAGGUACCAGUUUAAAAUACUUUUAUCCUUACCUGUGCUUCCCCUCCCAAUUUUCAUUUGUAAGUUAAACAAAACAAAAAAAGCAUUCUUUGCCUACAUGCUGCUGUCUCUCAUUUCAUCCAAGCAAUAUGAAGAAAAUUUCAUUACACUUUCAAU
Rhineura floridana is the source of this 7074-nucleotide messenger RNA. RefSeq names its product cysteine and serine rich nuclear protein 1 (gene CSRNP1). Gene Ontology annotation, cellular component: nucleus. The transcript is spliced from 5 exons. The record is from RefSeq and is a predicted model, not a curated record. Gene Ontology annotation, molecular function: sequence-specific DNA binding; DNA-binding transcription factor activity, RNA polymerase II-specific. The coding region runs from base 528 to 2306 and encodes 592 amino acids. Lineage: Eukaryota; Metazoa; Chordata; Lepidosauria; Squamata; Rhineuridae. Gene Ontology annotation, biological process: regulation of transcription by RNA polymerase II.